UCCUGGAUGAAUGGUCCUUAUCCAGCGCUCCUCAGGGGUGGAGCAUGUGGGUGGGGCACCAUGUGUUGUUAUUUCAAAUGGAAACUCCCCAUUCUCUCAUCUUCCUUUUAGAGUUAAAGAUGUCCAAAGAAUUCAACGUGUUUAACAGUCGACUUCUUAAUGUUUCCCAGGGUCUUGCUGAAGCCCAGCUGGAUCGAGAUACUAUAAGAAGAGAUGCCCAGAGAAAUCUGUCACUUCAGCAGGACUAUAUAGAGAUAAAGUCGAAGGAGCUGGAUGAGGUGAAAAGGAACCAUGAUAGACUCCAGGAGGUCUUGAGCAGGGUGCAGGACGAGUUACGGAACCUCACAGAAUUCACCUCCAUAAAAUGUCCACCUGGCUGGCAGCAGUUUCAGAAAAGUUGCUACUUCUUUUCAACAUCAGCUAAAUCCUGGCAGGAUGCUAAGCAGUUCUGUACCGAUCACGGGUCUGGCCUGGUUAUUGUUAACACCGAAGAGGAACAGAUGUUUUUGUCAAACCAAAUCACUAACCCCGACGUGUACUGGCUCGGCCUCAGCGACUCAGCGAAGGAAGGGGAGUGGCGGUGGGUGGACGGCAGCCUCCUGUCUCUCAGGCAAGUCCCUCUUUGUUCAGUUUCUUUGGAGAGAGAACUGUCCCUUACAAUCAGCUGUUUCUGCUUUAUCUCCUGUCCCGCUAAAGAGCCAGAUGGAGCACUGAUACCAAUAGUAAAGGGGUCUCUGGUCCACUUUAGUGGCUAAAG
This is a messenger RNA of Chrysemys picta bellii (western painted turtle), 757 nucleotides long. The record is from RefSeq and is a predicted model, not a curated record. Lineage: Eukaryota; Metazoa; Chordata; Testudines; Emydidae.